Cryptosporidium muris RN66 is the source of this 5367-nucleotide messenger RNA. RefSeq lists its product as uncharacterized. The coding region runs from base 1 to 5367 and encodes 1788 amino acids. The record is from RefSeq and is a predicted model, not a curated record. NCBI's taxonomy places the organism in Eukaryota, Apicomplexa, Conoidasida, Eucoccidiorida, Cryptosporidiidae. The transcript is spliced from 3 exons.
AUGUUUAGCUCUUUAAAUUUUCUUAAACCAGGAUUCAAGGUAUCGAAUAUAUUUCAUCGCAAUAAGAAUGAUAUAAAGCCAACUAAUGAUGCAGAUAUAGCUGAGGGUAAUUUGGCUGCUAAAGAAGGGCCAGAAAUUGUUACUGAUGAAACAGUUGAUCAAGGCCCUCAAUUUAUUGAUGAACUUGCCAAUAUUCCUGUUAUGCAAAUGGAUGAGUUUAUUAAUAAAUUUAUUGAACAAAAUGUAGAAGAGCAAAUUGAUAUAUAUAAGGCUCUUCAGCGGAGAUGGAAGGUUACUAUGUGGAAUUUUAUAGUAGAGAAUUUUUCAGAUGAAUGUAAUCUUUUUUUGGAAAUCGAUUUUGGAACAUCAAGAGAUGAAUAUAGAGUAAGAGAUGAAUCUCAUGAGUACAUUUUGGCGGAUGGAUCAUUAAAACAUCGCAUAAGAAGUCCAGUUAUUCAUAAUCUUGUUAAGGGUAAACCUCAAAGUAUUGAUUUUAGUCCUGUAUUUGAAUAUCGUGGUUCUUAUAAUGAUCUUGAACGAGAGAAAUUAAAGAUUUCCGCUUGGAAAUAUCAUAAUCUUAGACUAAAUACUUUGGAUGCUAUAUUUGAAGUUAAAUUACUAGUUUGUGCUAAUUCUGAGAUACAGCAAAAUUUCACACUGGUUCGGUUGAUAGAAAAUAACAAGACAGAAGAAAUAUACAAAGUUACAUUCAAUCUCUACUUUCAAGAACUUUAUGAUUUUCAGUUAUCAUUCAAAAGAUGGGAAGUAAAAAGAUUACUUACAUACUCAGAUAUGAUGGACAAACUUAACCAAACAUCUAAUAAGGGAAAUAGAUUAAGCUUAAAUAAUGCUGUACAUUAUCAGUCUAUAUAUAAUAUUGAUGAUUUCAAAACAAUAAAGGAUGAAUUUAUUUAUGAUAUCGAGAAGGAUUUGCAAAAAAGAUUUGAAUCACAACCACUUCAAUAUAGAGAUAAUUUCGUUGUAAAUAAUUCAGAGUCUAUAGAGAAGGUAGAAAAUCUAGAAUCUCAUAUUGUUAAUAUUCCUGAUACUGAAGUAGAUCCAAAAGUAGUUUUAAAUAGUUUGUCUCAAAAUGAUGGUCAGAGUAGUAAUAUCUCAGUAUAUUGGAAAAAUAUAUUGAAUAUAUUUGGUAUAAGAGAGAGAACUCCUCGAUUAUUAGAAAAAAAAGAUAGUCUUUUAUAUGAGCAGGAAUUAAGCCAAUCUUCGCUACAUCCUUCAACAUGCUGUCCUAGAUUACGAAUUUAUCUAACGUGGCCAAAUCCCUUUAAAGUGUUUAAGAUUUCAAGUAGUAUUCAGAGUAAGACUAAUUGGCCAAUAUGGGAUAGUAUUGGAGCAAUGUACUUCCGUGGGACUAUUGCAGAUUUAGAAAAUAGUUUCUUGGAUAUUGAAAUAGUUGAUACAACAAAAGAUAGGAAACAUAAUGUUCAAGCAAAAGCGCAUAUUCCAUUAAAGGGGCUAAUUGAAAGUAGCACAGUUGUAGAAUCAACAUUGACUAGUCCCUUAUGGUUAACAGAAUCUAGUAAAUCUCAAAUUAGAAGUGAUUUAUCUACAUGGUAUUUUGGAACAAUUUUAGGCACAAUAUCAUUUAUUCACUAUCCUUUACAGAGGCAAAAAGGAGGUCUUAUACAUUUUAUUCCAGAUAGGGUAUAUCUUCUUGUGAAAAUAAAACAGGUUGAUAAUAUAGUUACUUUUGAAAAUUUAGAUUUUGCACAAAUAAGAGCAUCUGUUACUCAUCAUGGGCUAACUGCAAGAACUAGUGGAGUUGGGAAGUCUUCUAGAUCAUCAUCUUCAUCUUUAUUCAGUGACUAUAUCGUUUUUCCACUGCAGUUACCUCCUAUUUCACAGUUAUAUGCCCAUCAUUUAGAGAGUUUAGGUGAUGUAUAUAUAGAUCUAUGGGUUAACUCAAUAGAUCAAAUUAAGAAGGUAGAACAUGCCGGUUUUACAUCAUUUACUAUAUGGGACACUUUAUUUACAGCAAAAGGAAUGAAACGAUCUGUAACAGAAAAAGUAACUACUUCUUAUAUUUAUGGAGAACAAAAUAAACUGAAGGUUAGGUUAUUAGAACAAAGUACACAGCUAAAAUUCUUAUUUCCAACAGAAAGAACAGCAAAUAUCUCUUUUGAGGCAUUUAUCACACCUGAUAUAUUAAAUUUAAAGGGGGAUAGUACUAAUUCUUUAUUCAAUAAGAAGAAGGAGAUUGGAGAAACAAUAGAUAUAUUUUUAAGAAGUAGAAUAGAAUUAUCUCCAAGUCAGGCUCCAAAGACUUUUGUGAGUAACAAAGUAAAUAUAAAGCUGAUACUCGAUAAAAAAGUCGGUUCAAGUGCCUCACAAAGAUUUUUCUUGUAUUCUGCAUUUAAUCACAGAGGAAACGAGUUGUUAUUGUGUCAAUUUGUAGGUCCGAUUCCAUCUCCAUUAACAAAUACUACGCCUAAUAGUAUAUUUCAUUAUAUUCGAUGUGUUCCAUUUAUAACUAGUACCUAUAGAGAUCCUCCUAAGAAAGUGAAAGAUAAACUCAUUGAGGGUACUCCAGGAAUAAAAACAAAAGGUUUUUCAGUAUCUGGAUUGGAUUUGGAGACAUUCACACUAAAGAAAUCAAGUUAUUGGUUUACUCCAGAUUUCACUCUUCUCAAUAAUGGUGGUAAUGUAAUAGAUCAUUGUUUGUUGCAAGUUUCAAUGUUAUUACAGCUGAAAGUUCAAUCAUUUGUAUGUAUAGGAACUGUUGGUAGAGGUUUGAUUCAUUAUUGGGUUAUGACAUGGCAUUUUAAUGAGGUGAAUAAUAUGACAAUAGUCAAAUUUUGGGAGGUAACGAAUGGACAGGUGUAUACAUUAAAAAAUCGUUUUUUAGAUACAGUAAGAGCUAGAGAAGUUUCUAUAAGAUUUAGAAAAAGAGAGCGUUUGUUAUCUAAGCAGAUGCAAAACAAUGAAGAAAAUCAGGAUCAACUUCCACCGGAAAAUUUAUUAAAAGUAGUAAGGUUACCCUACAAAACUAUUGAUACCAUAUUUAAUGAGUGCAAUAUGUGGUAUAAUGUACAAAGUAGUGCUAAUCCAGGAAAUAUAUACUAUGAUUUAUGGAAUACUUCAUAUUUUGUUAGCUGUACUGAUUCUCCAAUGGACUAUCCACUGGGAUUUCGUUACCAACCAUAUUCCUCAAAACCUACAAUAUCUUCAAUUACUAGUAUGAAAGGUACUGUAAAGAAUAUGUUGAUGUAUGAAAUACAAACUCACAGGAAUUCUCAAAAUUUAACGACAAGAUGGAACCGUGAUCCAAAUUUAGAGGGUUUUUUGGAGAAGGGGUUAGAUUUACUUGAGCAGGCAGAAAUAGCAGAUGAUGAUGGUGAGGUAUUAGCUUUGGCAAAGUUUAGAGAUUGGAAAACUGCAAUGGAAUCAAAGGUUCCACCAAUGCACAGAUUGUUGGGAUUUCCUCUAUCUUUCAACCAUGCAGAUACAAAAAUAAUUUUAGAUACUUUGUUAGGUAAAUUAGAAGUUAUUUAUACAAGAGAACACUCUGCAACUUUUAGCAUUGCAGUAACAGUGAAUGGAUACCCUGGAAGUAUUAUCUGCACAAGAGUUUUUUUAGUAGUUGUACAAAAAGUUAGUGAGAGAGAAAGAAGGAAGAUUUUGGAGAAAAGAGAACAAGAGCGCAUAAGAAGAGAGGAAAAACUUAAAAGGAAGGUUUCAAUUGCAGUAGCAAAGUUAUUAGAUACUAAUCCUGAUGAGCUGCUAUCAUCACAAGAUGAGGAGAGAAGGUUAACAAAAGCAACCUCAAAUAUCGAAGCUGAUGUUGUAGAUCUUCAGAAAGAUAGACAUAGUGAUCAAAAUUUAGAUACAGAACAACCCCAAGAUAAAACUGAAAGUUUGAGUGGGAUAGCUCAAGAUUCUGCUGUGACAGGAAGCAUGGUUGGAGAAUCCUUAUUAGGAGAUAUACAAAGAAAGAAAGGGAAAGCUAGGCGCAAAAGAAAGGUUCAAUUACCCGAAGGAAGCAUAGGGGGGAAUUUGUGGAUUGCACGCCAAAUUGUAGAUGACAACAAUUUUGUGACAUUGAUAGAGAAUAUAGAAGAAAUUAUCAGCAAUGCAUUGUUGAUAUCACCUGAUAGAGUAUGUGGUACUGAAGUCAAUUACGAAGGUCAGAGAAUUGCAUUUUCAAUAUUACCAGAUAAUGAAGAUCAAAAUGCCCCCACACCAUUGGAUUUAAUGUAUGAGUUUGCACUGAAAAUAGAUGAGUUACUUCAGGAAGAUAAACAUUUCAUUGAAUUUACGGGUGGAGAUGCUGUACUUGAAUGGGACUACUCUCAGGUUGAAGAUAAAGAUGAUAUUACUGCGAAAUCAGAAUAUUCAGAGAAGCCUGUAAGAUUAGAGGAGCCACAAGUAAAUAGUGAGGUUGAUAAUAGUGAAGCAAUUAAAGCAGAAGAAGAUAACAAAUAUGAGUCAGAACAUAAAAUAGAUACACAUGAAGAAGUUGAAGCUAAUUUAUCGGAAGAAAAUAAGGAGAAUAAAGAAUCACUACUAGCCGAUACUACAGAGAAGAAUAUUCAGAAAAGUAGCUUCACAGAUUCUUCAGAUAAUAGCUUCACAGAUUCUUCAGAUAAUAGCUUCACAGAUUCUUCAGAUAAUAGUCCUAAAUUAGAGGAAAAUAAAAAAAAAAGAUUUUUAAGACGUGGGCCAAGUUUGGAUGGUGAAGAUGAUGAGAGUGGAAAUCAGGUUAAAUUAAUCCUAGAUGAUCAUAAGGAAAACUUAGGUAAUCAGGAACAAACUAGUAAAUUAUUAGAUAAUAGUAAAGUAUUAGAAGUGGGGAAAACCUCAACACAGCCUAUUCAAGAAAAAAGAGAUGGUGAAUUACCUACAUUGAUGGAGAGCAAAUAUAGAGUAUUAGGAGAUAACAAAUCUUCACCAAAGGUAGAUAAAAAGGGCAGAGUAUUAAUUAAUGGUGUUACUAGAGAUAGAGUAAAACGAUUUACAAGGAGUGGAAAAUAUAUUAUAUACAAGAGACCAGAGUACGAAGAAUCUCGAGCUAGAAAGAGACAGAUUGAGGAACAGAAACAUGAUGACUUAGAAGAGUCGCAAAUGUAUUAUCCUGCAGCAAAAUUAGCAAUAAGUUUAGCAAGAGGACAUAGCGAUAUUUCUAAGAGGGGUUUGCUAACUUCAGGUAUUAAAAAAACUACUCCAGCAACGCUAUCUUCAUCGCUCGUUACAGAGGAAUCAAUUAAACUUGAGAGAAAUAGGAGUUCCAAUGAAUUGUUAAAUUUGAUAUUUAAGGGUAAAGAAGAAUCUCUGUAUGAUCUAGUACCGGAAAAUUCAUUUAAUUAUGAGGAACAGAAUUUAGCUAAUAGCAAAACAAAUAUAUUAGAUUAA